GAGAAGAAUAAAAUAAAGUUUUAAUAUUUACUGUGACACCUAUUUUCUUUUUUUUUUGGGAGACAAAUUAUGACACCUAAAUGUGAAAUAGAUUUUUCGCAACUUACCCGAAAUACAUUAUUUGAGAAUGCGUUGUGGGUUAUCUGACAAAGUCCAGAUAUUUCUUUAGUGUUAAGACUGUUGGGGGGUGCACAAUUGGUUUUUAAUCUUUCCAAAAGAGUUGGGGCAUGACGGUAAUACCACAUAAUUUCCACCACCGACUCACUCUAGGUAAAUCUAUCCGCUAAAACACACACACACACACACACACACACAUGUAUAUAUAGAAACAAGUUAGGGCAGGAGUAAAGAGGGAAAUAGAAAGCUACGGAAGAGGAAAGGUGAUAAUGGGGUUUCCGAAAAACAAAUUUGCAAAUCGAAAAUCAACUUUGAAGAAGAAAGCUGCGGAGCUUGCUGCAUUGUGUGGUGCAGAGGUCUGUGUGAUCUGUUUGGAUGCUAAUGGCUACAUGGAAACCUGGCCAGAGGAUGUAAACAAGGUCAAAGCCACAAUCUUGAAGUACAAUCAUACUGUUCAAGCUACUAAGAAAAAAGCCAAAACCAAAGUGAAAGCAGCCGCUGAUGAGAAGAACAGCUUCAACCCCUGUUCUAAUGGAAUAAUGUGGGAUGGGAAUCUAGAAAACCUAUCCAAGGAGUCUUUCAUGAGUUUAUCAAAUUGCUUGGAGGCCAAGAUUCAAACUUUGGAUUAUCAAAUCGAUCAGGCUGAUGAUGAUGAUAAUCAACUUACUUGUGUGGGACCCAUUUAUGGCUUUGAUGAGAUUGAUAUGAAUAACCCUGACCUUAUGACAAACAAUUGUUGUAAUAAUAUGGUAAUGGUAGACCAAUUCGACCAACUCCAACACUCUAUCCCUCUCGCUACUGAUCUUCCUCCUCUUCCCACGGAGUUCUCAGACAAUAAUUCAACAACAAUGGCGGCAUCGCACUCACUUUCCAAUUGCAAUCACAUCAUUGAUGAUGUUGUUGGAAAUACCGUUGGUAUUAUUGACUAUGAUGAUGGUUAUCAAUAUUGGAAUAAUCUUUUGGGAGCUGAUCUGGAGACUACUAAUUCAGAUUUGGGGUCAGAAUUUAAUUUUCUCAUGCAAGAGUACAGCAAGGAAAUUAGUUGCUCUAAUUUUCCGGCAGAGGAUAAUUUUUGUUUGCCUAUGAAUCAAAUUUGCGGAAUGUAAUUGAUUUAAUUAUCUGUCUCACGGUAGUUUAAUUAGACUUAAUAGAAAGAUCAAAUAUAUAUAUAUAUAUAUAUAACCCAAUUUUGUAUGCACGGUGGUUUAAUUUUUAUUUUAUGCUAUAUAUUCUCUUUUCUUUCUUUUCAAUUUUUUUUUUCUGCCUUUUUUUUUUUUUUUUUCUUUGUAAUAACUUUUAAUGUCUCAUGGUUAAGUACGCUUAUUCAGUCACAUGGGUUUAAUUUGUUAGUUAAUUUUUAAAGUAAACGAGAAGGGAUUCUGUGCAUUCCAGAAAUUAAGGCCGAAAUAUAGGAGAAUUCAAUUUGUUUUUCCAUCCAAAUUGGUAUUGCUAAAUUUGUUUUCAUUUUUUUCCCAUUAUUUACUAGAAUUACAGCUUCUCAAGAGUUGAUCAAUUUAGACUUCAAAGUUCCACUCCUACUAAACUCUGUCCAUGAGUAUGGCUGUCCUAAAACCGAACUAAAAAUUUCACUCGUUUUAUCCCCCAUCUCUCCUGGCUAAAUCCAAUUGAGCUAUCGGAUUUUAUUUUGUUUCAAGGCAAAAAUUGACCAUUCCCUCUCCCAAGUUAACAAAAAUUAUCAAAGACAAAAUCAAACUAGCAAGCAACAUCAAUUUGGUACCAAAUGUGUAAGAAGUUUAAAAUUUCAAUUAAAAAAAAAAAAAGCAGCUAAAUGUUCCCCAACAUAUACACAAAAGGCUACCAUUCCAUUUCAAGAGAACAACAGCACCGUCAGUUUGCUACCAAAAUUAUAAGAAAACACCAACUGAAAAGAGAACUUAAGACUGCCCAACAAAACAGGCAACAAGCUGCUAAUCAGAUUUUGCUGAUUCUGAUCAAAAUUCUUACGAUAAAAGGUUUUGCUUGUAUGCAUAAAUCUCUCCCUGAUCACCU
Molecule: messenger RNA, 2127 nt
Organism: Ziziphus jujuba (common jujube)
Lineage: Eukaryota; Viridiplantae; Streptophyta; Magnoliopsida; Rosales; Rhamnaceae
Product: agamous-like MADS-box protein AGL103
Exons: 1
Coding region: 387-1223 (278 amino acids)
Molecular function (GO): protein dimerization activity; DNA binding
Source: RefSeq, a predicted model, not a curated record